AUGGAAUUUGCUGAAAACUUUAUAAAUGGUGAAGACCUGGUAAAGACCUUUUCAUUAGAAGAAGUAAUCAUAUAUCGAAAUGACAUUGUGCACUGUCUUAUAAGCAGAGGAGGUCAAAAGAAUUGGAAAGAUGUUCUAUGUCGCCUAUGCGGAAAAGAAAAAGGACCAAAAACACAUAAAAAACAUAUAUUAGACAAAUGGAUUAAGUGUGAUAAAUGCUUACCAAGUCGAUGGUAUCAUAUGGACUGUAUUCCAAAUGUUCUAGAUAGCAGCAAUUUAUUUACUUGCGCAAACAUUUCUCCUUAAAACAAACAAGUAGUAAAUGUUGAAAUAAAGUUGCAUAACUAUAACAUCUUUAAUAUAAAAACGGUUUUUAACUUGAUUUUAAUAGUAACUUAGA
Hydra vulgaris (swiftwater hydra) is the source of this 400-nucleotide messenger RNA. The record is from RefSeq and is a predicted model, not a curated record. Lineage: Eukaryota; Metazoa; Cnidaria; Hydrozoa; Anthoathecata; Hydridae.